CCGUUUUAAGGGUAUUAGAUAGAGAGACAGUUGAGUACCGAAAAUGUGAGAUAGGGAGGGAGUGAAGAAAAACACGAACCUACUGCUCCCAUCAUCUCAUCUCCACCCCAUGAAUCCCCGCAAAACCGAACCCGAUCUCUUUCACCACCACCACCCUGAUCUCUCCCCACUUCCUCCCCACCACCUUCACAUCAUCCUUCCUUCUCAAUCUCAGCCCUCCAUUUCUCUCCCCCAAGUCCUCCUCUUCCGCCCUUCCUCCCCCGCCCAUUCCUCCUCCGACAACGACGACGUCCCCGCCGAUUCCCGUCAAAUCUCCGCUCAGCCCCUCGGCUACCACAACAUUAGCCCUGAGCCUCACAUUUCCUCUCAGUUCUACACUUUCAACGCCGACUCCCAUUCCCUCAUGAUCCGCUGCAUCCGCGAGCAUCGCUUGGCCACUCCCGCUGAGAUCCGAGCCGCUACGCCGCGUUCCGUCCUCAAAUCGUGGCGGGCCGUGUGGAAGGACCGCAACGAGGACACCGCUUACCUCACCGCUUGGAAGCGGAUCCAAGACAAGCUCACCGCGCACGUGGAUCCCGAUUCCGGUAAUGAAUUCAUUUGCUUCAAGAACAAUUCUAGUCAAUUCGUUUCACAUGUUAAUCAAUGGCAAGAAAUCGUUAUGAGUUUCCACAGCGACGCUGAUUUGAAACACUUAGGUUUGAAGGAAACAAUUGAGAGGAUUAAACAAGUGUGGACUGUAGGUGCUAAGUUCUAUGGAAUUCCAGAGAGUUACAUUAGGGUUUGUGUUGCGGCUUGCCCCGUUUGCAAUGCAUCCUCCGGGUCUGCUUCCAGGAGUAGUAAACGAAGACGAUUUGAGUACACCGAGUCCUUUGACGUGCCUGCAAAGGAGGUGCCUCAUAGAUUGCAGCAAUUGGCUGCAAAGUACAAGGUUGUGCUCUGUAUUAGACAGAAAUAUAUUAGGUAUAAGCCUUUUAUGGCCGAGGUGAAAGAUUAUGCUUGCCAUCGAGCAGGGGAGCCUACAGGAAAGAAGUCAAGAAUCUUGAAGAGGGAACCUUAUGCCUCUAAGAGGUGCGGUUGUGGAUUUAGAAUUAGGGCAAUAGUGCCAAUUGCCAAUUACAAUGAGAAGGAUAAGACUUUUGUCUAUCAAGAGGAAGGGAUGGCAGUGUUUAAGUUGUAUGCAGUGCAUUCUGGACAUGAGCCCGGGCCACUGGAUGGGAAUGCAAGGAUUAUGCAUCGUGUUGUCGGACAUAAGGGAGGGUUUUUCAUGGAUCAAGAUAUUGUUUAUGGGGUAAGUGAGGAUUUGGAUAGUGAGGGGUUUGGAUUGAUGGGGAAGGAAGAUGAAGAGUUGCAUCUUGCUAUUUUUCGGCAGGUGCAGGAGUUGAGAGCGGAAAUUGGGUUGUUAGAGGGGAGGAUUGACAAGAUUCCCCAUCAGUUGUUAGGUUCGGUAUCUAGGGAGCUGUUUGAUAUUUUGAGUAAAGUUAGAAGUUUGGGUGAAGAGGGUCCAAAUUCGAUGGAGUUGCUUUCUGACAAGCCUCAUUCAGAUGACCUGUUGGUAGGGGAGAAUGAUUUAGCUCACUGGAGUGAUCACCAUGAUCGGAUAUACGGGGAUGGCAAGGAUGCAGAAUUGAUUGAAGAUGAUGAAGACAGUUUUGGAAGGACGCUUGGUGAUGUUGUUCCUUGGGACCAAAUGCAGACAGAUUGUAGGAGUCCAAAGGAUCUGAUAAGCGAGCCUUGUAAGACAGAUAAGUGGUUGAAAUGCGCCGAUUUCGACGAGAAGAGCAUUCUUGACUGUGAAGAUACUAAACUAACCAAGCCCAUGAGACAUGAUGAUGGCAUAGUGACAGAUGUAGGUCUUGUUGGCCUUCAGGUUGAUAGUUUCUACCAAGAAAACCCUAAAUGGUAUGAAUCUCCUUGUGAACUAGAUUCAAGCACGGAUUGUGGUGACGGUGGAUUUAGACAUGGAGAGAUUGUGUAGAAUCUUGAAGAGCCAGGUUAACCCACUCUAACAUAAUCAUCAAUUUAUAUUGUCCCUUUGUCCCGUAUCCCAGCCAGCACUGGAUUGUACAUUUAUGUAUACCGAAGUUUGGAGCUUAUGACAUGCUUUUAGGUGUCUUCUGUUGUGUGUGGUUUCUGUAAAGUAUAUAGCCAUUUAGGGCUUUACUGCACAUACCUAUAUAUUUUACUUUUUGUUAACCAUGUUGUGAACAUCCAUGAUUUUUAGCUGGGUUCCUCCUAAAAAUGGACCCUAGUGACUGAACUGUUGUCAUCACCCUUUCUUUUAGAUUCUUGUCUAUAUCAUGUUCAAACCUUUUCAUCUUCUCCAUAUUGUGACAUGAAUGUUUCUUUCUAUCCUCUUCCA
Molecule: messenger RNA, 2359 nt
Organism: Gossypium raimondii (Peruvian cotton)
Lineage: Eukaryota; Viridiplantae; Streptophyta; Magnoliopsida; Malvales; Malvaceae
Exons: 1
Coding region: 110-1975 (621 amino acids)
Source: RefSeq, a predicted model, not a curated record